Gorilla gorilla gorilla (western lowland gorilla) is the source of this 2385-nucleotide messenger RNA. It is a transcript of the gene EDN1, whose product is annotated as endothelin 1. The record is from RefSeq and is a predicted model, not a curated record. Gene Ontology annotation, cellular component: extracellular region. The transcript has 5 exons. Gene Ontology annotation, molecular function: endothelin B receptor binding; hormone activity; endothelin A receptor binding. Lineage: Eukaryota; Metazoa; Chordata; Mammalia; Primates; Hominidae. Gene Ontology annotation, biological process: vein smooth muscle contraction; intracellular calcium ion homeostasis; regulation of systemic arterial blood pressure by endothelin. The coding region runs from base 619 to 1257 and encodes 212 amino acids.
AAUGGUAUGACUUUUUUUCUGGAGUCCCCUCUUCUGAUUCUUGAACUCCGGGGCUGGCAGCUUGCAAAGGGGAAGCGGACUCCAGCACUGCACGGGCAGGUUUAGCAAAGGUCUCUAAUGGGUAUUUUCUUUUUCUUAGCCCUGCCCCCGAAUUGUCAGACGGCGGGCGUCUGCCUCUGAAGUUAGCAGUGAUUUCCUUUCGGGCCUGGCCUUAUCUCCGGCUGCACGUUGCCUGUUGGUGACUAAUAACACAAUAACAUUGUCUGGGGCUGGAAUAAAGUCGGAGCUGUUUACCCCCACUGUAAUAGGGGUUCAAUAUAAAAAGCCGGCAGAGAGCUGUCCAAGUCAGACGCGCCUCUGCAUCUGCGCCAGGCGAACGGGUCCUGCGCCUCCUGCAGUCCCAGCUCGCCACCGCCGCCGCGUGCGCCUGCAGACGCUCCGCUCGCUGCCUUCUCUCCUGGCAGGCACUGCCUUUUCUCCCCGUUAAAGGGCACUUGGGCUGAAGGAUCGCUUUGAGAUCUGAGGAACCCCCAGCGCUUUGAGGGACCUGAAGCUGAUUUUCUUCGUUUUCCUUUGGGUUCAGUUUGAACGGGAGGUUUUUGAUCCCUAUUUUUCAGAAUGGAUUAUUUGCCCAUGAUUUUCUCUCUGCUGUUUGUGGCUUGCCAAGGAGCUCCAGAAACAGCAGUCUUAGGCGCUGAGCUCAGCGCGGUGGGUGAGAACGGCGGGGAGAAACCCACUCCCAGUCCACCCUGGCGGCUCCGCCGGUCCAAGCGCUGCUCCUGCUCGUCCCUGAUGGAUAAAGAGUGUGUCUACUUCUGCCACCUGGACAUCAUUUGGGUCAACACUCCCGAGCACGUUGUUCCGUAUGGACUUGGAAGCCCUAGGUCCAAGAGAGCCUUGGAGAAUUUACUUCCCACAAAGGCAACAGACCGUGAGAAUAGAUGCCAAUGUGCUAGCCAAAAAGACAAGAAGUGCUGGAAUUUUUGCCAAGCAGGAAAAGAACUCAGGGCUGAAGACAUUAUGGAGAAAGACUGGAAUAAUCAUAAGAAAGGAAAAAACUGUUCCAAGCUUGGGAAAAAGUGUAUUUAUCAGCAGUUAGUGAGAGGAAGAAAAAUCAGAAGAAGUUCAGAGGAACACCUAAGACAAACCAGGUCGGAGACCAUGAGAAACAGCGUCAAAUCAUCUUUUCAUGAUCCCAGGCUGAAAGGCGAGCCCUCCAGAGAGCGUAAUGCGACCCACAACCGAGCACAUUGGUGACAGACCUUCGGGGCCUGUCUGAAGCCAUAGCCUCCACGGAGAGCCCUGUGGCCGACUCUGCACUCUCCACCCUGGCUGGGAUCAGAGCAGGAGCAUCCUCUGCUUGUUCCUGACUGGCAAAGGACCAGCGUCCUCGUUCAAAACAUUCCAAGAAAGGUUAAGGAGUUCCCCCAACCAUCUUCACUGGCUUCCAUCAGUGGUAACUGCUUUGGUCUCUUCUUUCAUCUGGGGAUGACAAUGGACCUCUCAGCAGAAACACACAGUCACAUUCGAAUUCGGGUGGCAUCCUCCAGAGAGAGAGAGGAAGGAGAUUCCACACAAGGGUGGAGUUUCUGACAAAGGUCCUAAGGGAGUGUUUGUGUCUGACUCAGGCGCCUGGCACAUUUCAGGGAGAAACUCCAAAGUCCACGCAAAGAUUUUCUAAGGAAUGCACAAAUUGAAAACACACUCAAAAGACAAACAUGCAAGUAAAAAAAAAAAAAAGAAAGACUUUUGUUUAAAUUUGUAAAAUGCAAAACUGAAUGAAACUGUUACUACCAUAAAUCAGGAUAUGUUUCAUGAAUAUGAGUCUACCUCACCUAUAUUGCACUCUGGCAGAAGUAUUUCCCACAUUUAAUUAUUGCCUCCCCAAACUCUUCCCACCCCUGCUGCCCCUUCCUCCAUCCCCCAUGCUAAAUCCUAGCCUCGUAGAAGUCUGGUCUAAUGUGUCAGCAGUAGAUAUAAUAUUUUCAUGGUAAUCUACUAGCUCUGAUCCAUAAGAAAAAAAAGAUCAUUAAAUCAGGAGAUUCCCUGUCCUUGAUUUUUGGAGACACAAUGGUAUAGGGUUGUUUAUGAAAUAUAUUGAAAAGUAAGAAGUGUUUGUUAUGCUUUAAAGCAGUAAAAUUAUUUUCCUUUAUAUAACCGGCUAAUGAAAGAGGUUGGAUUGAAUUUUGAUGUACUUAUUUUUUUAUAGAUAUUUAUAUUCAAACAAUUUAUUCCUUAUAUUUACCAUGUUAAAUAUCUGUUUGGGCAGGCCAUAUUGGUCUAUGUAUUUUUAAAAUAUGUAUUUCUAAAUGAAAUUGAGAACAUGCUUUGUUUUGCCUGUCAAGGUAAUGACUUUAGAAAAUAAAUAUUUUUUUCCUUACUGUA